AACGGUGGAAUUCACAUGAAGCUCACCAAUUUCACCUAUAUACUUUGCUCUCACGACAGACUCCUAAAAAAGACCCCAAAUUUAGCAAACAAUGGAAGCCUUGUGGAAGUUGGAGGAGAAACUGAAGCUAACUACGAAAGAAGCUGUUGUGAUCUUGGUCGAAACAGCGGCUGCGGUAACGCUACUCUGCAUAGCCGCAGCGUUUCUCAACCGCAAUUCUCGAGGGAAGCAAGUAGCAGACGCAGAGUGGGCGUCCGAAACAGCGUUUGCGUCAAGGACAAUGGAGGAAAAGAGGAAAUGUAAGUGGAGCAAAGUGAAGAAAACAUUGAUGGGUUCGUUUUGUUGGAGCUCUGCAGCUAAGUGGAUGGAGAUGGAAACAAGGCGGCCGCCACCAUUGCUUGCGGCUAAAGAAAGGAGUCUUAAUGCGGUUGAUCCUGUUUGGCAGCGACCGAUUCUGAUGGGUGAGAAAUGUGAAUUGCCUCGGUUUAGCGGCCUUAUAUUGUAUGAUGAACGCGGCCAUCCGCGUCAUCAUCCUCAACUUCAAGAACAAGUAAAACAAAGUUCUCUGGUAAGAACAACUCUGAGAGAUUUGCUUUGAUAGUGGUUUUCUCGGCAAGGAAGUCUAUUGAAGUUUCGUGUACAACAAGUUAAAAACCAACGAUGAAAUUAGGUCAGAUUCUGAGAAUGCUAAAAAACAUCUGUAUGUAUC
Messenger RNA from Arabidopsis arenosa, 709 nucleotides. The record is from the annotation of a GenBank genome assembly. NCBI's taxonomy places the organism in Eukaryota, Viridiplantae, Streptophyta, Magnoliopsida, Brassicales, Brassicaceae.